Necator americanus (New World hookworm) is the source of this 843-nucleotide messenger RNA. RefSeq lists its product as uncharacterized. The record is from RefSeq and is a predicted model, not a curated record. NCBI's taxonomy places the organism in Eukaryota, Metazoa, Nematoda, Chromadorea, Rhabditida, Ancylostomatidae. The coding region runs from base 1 to 843 and encodes 280 amino acids. The transcript has 6 exons.
AUGCUUGGUACGGUAGCGUCAGAAAAGACGGGGUUCCAGGAGCCAUGUAGGCUACCGAAACGGAAAAGGGCUACGAUGACGAUUUCUACUUAUAGCGAACCUACAGUUGGAUCGGAUGUGGCCAUUGAAGAUCUGAUGAUGCAACCCAGGAAGUUUCUUCACCGGGCUGACCGACGCAAGGCGACGCCACCCUCUGAACGCCGGAGCCAUCAUCGAGUGGGAACAUCGUUUGUCGGCUUCUGGGAAAAUAUCGUCAUGGACAACAUCGACGACGAAUAUGAACGAUUUGUAGAACAUCUUCACGACUGUACUAGAAAAGCGAAGAGUUUCAAAACCAGCAAGAGACGCCUGUCUUUGAAUACUCUAAAGCUGAUACAUCAGCGUGGAGCUGCACAAGCUGCAUGCAACCAAGAACUCACGUACGAGCUCGCAAGGAACGCGAUGAGAGGAUUGGAAUGGGAUAACAUGGGAGUGAAUGUUGACGGGAGGCAUUUACACCAUCUUCAUCUCGCUGAUGACAUCGUUCUUAUAACAUCAAGCAUCAAUCAGACGAAGUAUUGGCCGAGUUUGAGGAAACGUGUAAAAAGCUAUGUGUAUAUAGGUCACGAAAUCAACAUGGUAAGCAAUCUGACCUCCGAGCUGGGCAGAAGAAAACGAGCGGAUUCGGGAGCAUUCGAGAGCAUCGAGGAUGUAGUGAAGAGGACUAAGAAAAUCCGGCUCCGUGCUCACCUAUGCAACACCACCGUUCUUCCUGCUUCAGAAACGAGAUCGGGCAAAUGUGUUGGACUGCUUUAUCUGAUCGGCGAUGAUCUACAGCAUGAAAAGGAAACCUACAAGUGCUAA